Messenger RNA from Mycosarcoma maydis (corn smut), 1818 nucleotides. RefSeq names its product b-type cyclin 2. Gene Ontology annotation, biological process: G2/M transition of mitotic cell cycle; regulation of cyclin-dependent protein serine/threonine kinase activity. Gene Ontology annotation, cellular component: nucleus; cytoplasm; centrosome. Lineage: Eukaryota; Fungi; Basidiomycota; Ustilaginomycetes; Ustilaginales. Gene Ontology annotation, molecular function: cyclin-dependent protein serine/threonine kinase regulator activity. Bases 1 to 1818 code for a protein of 605 amino acids. The transcript is spliced from 2 exons. The record is from RefSeq and is a predicted model, not a curated record.
AUGGCUCAACCUGCCGUCAGACAGCAACCUACCGUGACAAGGUCACGCAUCAGCCGACCAGGAGGCAUCCCAGCUUCUCGUAGCGGCGACCGCAUCCAUCUCACAGAAGCUGCCUCCACAAGUCAUCUGGCAAAAGCCAAGUCAACAAAAUUGGUCGGCCCCUCUACCGCAGGUAAACUCCGAGCCGAUUCCAGAUCCAUGCCACAACGCGCUGCCCUUUCUGACGUCAGUAAUCGUGCUGGCGUCGCCAGAGCCAAUGCACUAGCAGAUGGCGCCGUCAAGCUGGCGCCCGGCCACAAUGGCCUGCGCUCUCAACACACAAAAAGCAUGACCCGUCUCCGCGACGCCCGUUCGCGAUCCACGUCCGAGCAGAGACUCUCUGGCCCAACACGCUCUGUCUCGGAACAACGUGACUGUGCACCAGCCGCUGCCGAGUCUAUGCAUGUGGAGGCGUCACAACUCCUCCCACCCUUCCAGAGCUCCGCUUCAGUCAAGGUGGGCAUCAGCGACGAAGCAGGAAGCAGCAGGCUGCACGAAGACGCAGACAUCCGCGACCUCGCCGGCUCGCAGCACAGUGACCAUGUCGAAGAGGACGAGAUGUCAGAUGUCGCCUCUACUUCGAGCAGCGACGACGAUACCGCAGAGGACAUCGGCGUAGACAAGGCCAACUGGCUCGAUUCGGAACGACUCGAUGCCGGUGCAAGACCCGAGAGCGUCACCUCUGCCGAGGACGGCGACAUGCUCGACUUCAACAUUGAUCCAGAGGGUUUGGUCUCGUUACAUCCGGAGCUGGAGGAGGCCGCGCGACGCAAGGUGGCCUUGAUCAAGUCUCGCUACCAGGAGGAAGUCAUUCAGCCUCGUGCGGCGCGCGCGCAAGCACAACAUGCAGAAGCAGUCGCCGCCGGUCAGCUCUCGGCUGAGCUGGCUGCGCACGAAGACGAGCUGAUCGUCAUGGGGCUCGAUCCCGAGGAGGUACGCGACACGAGUAUGGUGGCCGAGUACUCGAAUGAGAUCUUUAGCUACAUGGCUCGGUGCGAGCGCGAGACCAUGGCCAACCCGAAUUACAUGGAGUUUCAGAGCGAGAUUCACUGGCACAUGCGUGCUACGCUCGUCGACUGGCUCUUGCAGGUGCACAUGCGCUACCACAUGCUGCCAGAGACGUUGUGGAUUGCCAUCAAUGUGGUCGACCGCUUCCUGAGCGUGCGCGUGGUCAGCCUGGCCAAGCUGCAGCUCGUCGGUGUCACGGCCAUGUUUAUUGCAGCAAAGUACGAAGAGAUCCUGGCGCCUAGCGUCAAGGAGUUUGUCUACAUGACCGAGGGUGGCUACUCGCAAGAGGAGAUCCUCAAGGGCGAGCGCAUCAUCCUCUCGACGUUGGACUUUAACAUUUCGUCCUACUGCUCACCUUACUCUUGGGUGCGAAAGAUCUCCAAGGCGGACGACUACGACAUUCGCACCCGUACCCUGUCCAAGUUCCUGAUGGAGCUGGCGCUGCUGGAUCAUCGCUUCCUGCGUGCUCGGCCCAGUCUUGUGGCCGCUGUGGGCAUGUUUUUGGCCAAAAAGAUGCUGGGAGGCGAGUGGGAUGACGCCUUUGUCUACUACUCUGACUUUACCGAAGAGCAGCUGGUCCCCGGCGCGAAUCUAUUACUCGAGCGUUUGCUGGACCAAGGCUUUGAGGAGCAGUUUGUCUACCGCAAGUACUCGAACAAAAAGUUUCUCCGGGCCAGCGUCUUUGCGCGUGAUUGGGCCUUCCAGAACCACAGCGCACUACUCGCCGCUGCUGCAGCAGCGGCAGGGUCGACUCAAGCAGGUCAGCCUUGA